UCUUUUGCUGCUCUCAUGAUCAUGUUGAGAUCAAAAAGUGGAGAUCAACUAAGCUUUUAUCAGACAAUAAGAGAUAUUCGUGGAUUAUGGAAGUGUGAUAAAGUUGUGUGUAAAAAUAGAAAACGUAAAAAUAAUAAUAUUGAACGACGGAAUAAUAACAAACGCCAGAUGUGUGCCGCCACAAAUAAUACACAAUAUAAUUUCAAUAAUAAUGAUCAACAAAAUAAAGCUGAAACCAAUUCGAGUGGUUCAAAUACACAUUUGGAUAAAGAUAAAUGUGAGAAGAUCAAGCGCUUCAUCUUAAUUGGUGUGCUGGCAGUGUUGGGCAUUGUCGGCUGGCACAUCUACGAGUACUUCUAUGCGGGCAAAGGCGGUGGCGGCGAUGAUGGCACAUUUGUUGAGCACGAAAUUAUUGAUCUCACACAGCGUCUUUUCGCCGACGAAGUGCGUACCAACAACUAUCCGAUCAACGUGAAUUUCCAGGGAAAAACCAAAUCUUUUGCGCGCGACGACCGUGCAGCGGAGCCUUUACUCCAAACAGAUGAUGCGUUGUACACAACGGAUGCCUCCAGCACGAUUCCAUUGUUACGUCGACUAUUCGACAACUAUCUGCUCGAUGUGAAUGCAGUAGAAGGCACCACGGCGGAACAGGCACAGGAAGAGUUGGAUUUUCUUAGAGCUGUGCUCAAAACCUCAAUCAUGAAGCAUACAAUGCUAUUUCUGCAACAGCGAGGUCUCGUUGCCGCCAAUCACAAGGCUCAAAUUGAAUUACUCAGGAGCGUUUGGUUUACCCAGUAUUCACGCUCCAGAGGACGCAUGGGUAGUUCGGGUUUUGAGCAUGUAUUUCUCGCCGAACUGCGCGAUGAGACGAUUUUAGGUUUACACAAUUGGAUUUACUUUCAUGAACAGGAAGCCCAAGGCAAUUUGGAUUAUAAGGGGUUCAUCGAGAAAAUACAAUUGGAUAAGAACAAAUAUGUGCUGGCCACACGCUUUACAUUCUACAAUCAUAUUAAGCCAUAUAACACACUUUUCAUUGGCACUUCACCGGAAUUCGAGCUGAGUGUUUACACUGUCUGCUUCCUGUUGCAUGUGGAAGAACCAUGUCCGGUGCAGAUGGGCAACACUAAAUUCAAUAUUAAUACAAAUGCUUGGGAUUGGCAUGGACGGAAGACAUUGGCAGCUGCCUAUCCGAGCUUGGAGAAAUGAAAUGUGUAAUUUGAUGCAAAGCUUUGGCCUCGUUCGGAGCAUUCGUCUGGAGGCUAGAGUAUUGCUGAAUAUUUUAUUACCUAAGUAUAUAUGUAUGUAUGUGUGUACAUAUGCAUUUAAUAAAUAAUUGAAGUGGUUUUGAA
This is a messenger RNA of Bactrocera dorsalis (oriental fruit fly), 1349 nucleotides long. Its product is annotated as endoribonuclease CG2145. Gene Ontology annotation, molecular function: RNA endonuclease activity. Bases 16 to 1206 code for a protein of 396 amino acids. The transcript is spliced from 5 exons. Lineage: Eukaryota; Metazoa; Arthropoda; Insecta; Diptera; Tephritidae. The record is from RefSeq and is a predicted model, not a curated record.